Vidua chalybeata is the source of this 3316-nucleotide messenger RNA. RefSeq names its product coiled-coil domain containing 91 (gene CCDC91). The transcript is spliced from 13 exons. Gene Ontology annotation, biological process: Golgi to lysosome transport. The record is from RefSeq and is a predicted model, not a curated record. Bases 240 to 1538 code for a protein of 432 amino acids. Lineage: Eukaryota; Metazoa; Chordata; Aves; Passeriformes; Viduidae. Gene Ontology annotation, cellular component: trans-Golgi network.
CUUUUAUAGAGCAAAACUCACAUGGACCCGCCUAUCUAAUCCACGCUCUCCGCCUACCUAAUGCAUAUUUAUCCGGUGAUGCAAUCUUACGCAAUGCUUCAAACACAAGGUUGUUUCCUUCAUUAAGCAACUCGUAUUGUAGAAGUUAUCUGACACCAUCAGUUGCGUUUACACAAGGUGAGACAACCCAGCCUGGGGACAGACAAUUCAGCUCGGAGGCAUCAAGUGCCUGCUGAAAGAUGGAUGAUGAUGACUUUGGAGGAUUUGAGGCAGCAGAGAGUUAUGAGUUUGGAAAUGGUGAAAAGCAGACCACAUCUCCUGCUAUUGCUUGGGCAACAUUUCCUACAGUACCUGAAGUCCAUAGAUCUCCUGACGUUCUCCUGGAGCACUCUGUGCCUUCUUCCUGCCUGCUUCCUUCUGACUCUUUCAUUUUAUCAAGUAAGAAUGUGGCAACAGUUACUCAAACAGGCAAAAGUGUGAUAAAUCCAGCUGUUCCUGAAGAACAGACUCAAGAAGAUACUCCAGUUUCCUCUUCAAAUGUAAUUGAAGACAAGACUUCAGCUGAUGCUGAGACAAAGAGAGCAAAUGAACCCAAGAGCUGCCUUCAACAAGCUGUUGCAAACCUCGAAAUCAAGCUUUGCAGUGCUGAAGAGGAAAAACUAAAAAUCAAAAAGGAAUUGGAAUAUUUGCUGGAAAAACAUGGUGUGCUAGAAAUGGAUUUAUUGAAAGAAAAAAAAGAAAAAGUGCUUUUACAUCAAGAUCAUUACAAGACGCUCCAGGAAAAGCAUAAGCAGGAAUUAGAAGACAUGAGAAAAGCUGGACAUGAAGCCUUAGCUAUUAUUGUUGAAGAAUUCAAGGCACUGCUACAAUCUACAGUUCAGCAGCAAGAGGCAGCUAUUGAAAAGCAGUAUAUAUUAACCAUUGAAAAGCAUUCUCACAAAUGUGAAGAGCUCCUUGAUGCUCAGCAUCAGCGACUUCUUGACAUUUUGGAAGCAGAAAAGGAAGUGUUGUCAGAAAAGAUAGAAGAAGCUAUGAUGCAGCAGUCGCAAAAGCACAAGGAAGUGCUGGACAAGUGUUUGGAUGAAGAAAGACAGAGAAGCAAAGAGGCUCUGGCAGCUGCUGCAAAGGCUGAAAAAGAAGUAGUGAAGGAAGCUGUUCUGAAAGCAGUAGAGGAGGAGAGGAGAAAUAUGGAGAAGAUUCAUGCAGAAGAAAGAAAACUGUGGGAAGCAGAGCGUGAUAGUCAUAGAGAGAAGAUUGCCCAGGCUGUUUCAGAAGCCAUGCAAGAGCAAAGAAAGCAGAAUCAGGAAAUUGUCAAGGAAGCAUUAAUGGAGGAGCAGAAACAAAGUGAAAAGGCAAUUGAAGAAGCAGUAAAAAGGACAACAGAGGAACUGAUGGAAUAUUUUAAAGAGCAGAAGAGGCUUGAUGAAAUUGUCCGUCAGAGAAAUCUGCAUAGUUUGGAACUUUUCCUUUCGUGUGCCCAGAAACAGUUAAAUGUUUUAUUAAAGGAAGAGCCAACCCCAGCAGAAAACAGAGACUGACAUUCUCAGUGCUGAUGAUACAGUGUGAUUUGUGAAGCUGCAAAUCUCCAUCUGGCAAAUGAUGAAUAUAUUCCAAUCUUUUUUGAUUGUAUCAUUGAGUCAAGAUUGAUUUGAAAUUCUUGAUAGAAAUGUUUGUGGAUGAUGUUCUUCUAUUUAUUUAUUUAUUUUACUACUAUUAUCAGAUAGCAAAUAUGAGAGGGAAAAAAAUCCUUGGAAAAAAAUUAGUUUAUUUAGGAUUUGUUUUAUUUAGGAUUUUGCUUUCUUUAUAUUUUCUAGUAGCCCAUGUCAAAAGUUUCCUUGUUAUGUCUGAAAUUAUAACAUUUCCCUGUUAUGUCUGUUUUAAAUUUGGCACCAUGUGUUGAUGUGAUUCACCAUUAUUUUUGAUAUUUUAAAAAAUGGAGACAAACAUUUAGUUGAUAAUAGGUACAAAUCCAUCUCUAUUUCCAAAGUAUCUACCCAAGUCCAUUGCCUCAGGUGAACCUGAGUAGCUUAUUAUUUCUUACUGCUUUUGAUGUAGAACAGAAGAAUCAGUACUGAAACAUAAGAGUGUUGUCAGGCAUUUCUUAAGUCAUUUAUAAGCAAAUCCAGCUCUAGGAACAGAAAAAUUUAAAAACUAAACAGUGCAUCUGUUUAGGGUAGCGUAAAACACUGCCAUGACCAAUGUAUAGUAUGUAUUUUAUUUCUGUUUUACUAAGCUAGUUCGAUUCCAAAAGUCAUUUUUCUCAUGACAUUACGAUUGAUGUGACUGACCUCAGUUUCAGGAAGAAGAUGUAUGUAAUUAUGUGGAGAGUGGCACUGCACUGCCUCAGUGGAAUUUCUGACAGAAUAAGGAGUGCAGCCUAUUGACCUCACAUGCCCUUUCUAAGUGCAUCGAAGGAAGUAGAAAAACUCCCCACUGACAUUAUUGGACUUUGGAUUGCUCAUAGGUCUUUCUAGUCUUGCUAACAGCAGAUUGAGUGGAAUUUCUGUGCCUACACUCUAUUGAUUGUAGAAUUGGGGCCUUAGUUGUAAAAGAGCUCUGAAUAAAAUAAAGGAAAAUAAGUGUUCAUGCUUAGGUACGUAAAUAAAACUAAGAAUGAUCUCUCUUACGGUGAGCUUAUGGACAUUUUUUAAGUGUGGUUCUUCUUAUUUGGAGGUGUUUCGGGUUUUUUUGUUAAGCUGAUUUUUUUUCAUCAGCACUUUUCAUAAAUUGCUUUCUUAUAGUAAAAAGGAACACCAAAUGGUUGCACAUGUAUUGGCAGUAUGUAAUAUGUAUUGCAGAAAGUUAAGGUUUUUAUUCAAAACUUUUUCUGUGCUUCAUUUUUGUAAUCAAACCCAAUAAUUUUUGUCUUUUACAUACACAACGGUUCACUGAAGAAGUAAACAGUGCUGGUUUUACUAGAUGAUGACCUUACCCUGCAAAUGGAUUAAAAUCCAGUCUUCUAUUUGAUACUGGAUUGACUGAUCAGUUUCCAUUUUUUCUGGCUGACAAGAAAAUCCUGUAGUGUUAACGAGUUGCCUACUCAUUUUCAGUUCCUAAACCAGUGAAAUUUUUGUCUCUGUAACUGCACCAAAGAUGACAUAGAUGUCCCCAUGGGAUUUUUUGAAUGUUGAGGUACUGUAAAAGGAAAUUGAUUGACUAGUGCUUUCCCAAUGUGUGUUUAAUUGUAGAAAUGUGGUAUCAGCAGAUUCCUAAAUGAACUUCUUGAUUUUGUUCUAGGCCUGUACAUCCAAGUGUUCCCCUUCAAAGCCAGAGCCUGUUUAUCAGCCUUUUCCUAAUAAAGAGAUUUGUAUUCUGA